UACAUAUUAUAAUAUUCAUUCAAUAACCAUCAGUAAAAGUUCACUCUAGACAGUAAAGUCACUGCGUUUUUCCUUUGUAAGGUUUGUAAAAGGUUGCUGAAUUUGAGAAAGAUGAAUACACUUAAGAAAACCGGUUGAAAGACAAGCAUUAUAAUUUAGUUCUAUUAUUAUUUUUUAGGAAUUUUAAUACUUACAGUCAGUAAAACAUAAUGAAUGUUAAUAAACCACCAUAUACUUUAGAACAGGGGUCCCCAAACUCUGGGCCAUGGACAGGUACCCAUCCGUGGCCUAUUAGGAACCAGGCCACACAGCAGGCAGUAACCAUUACUGCCUGAGCUCCGCCUCCUGUCAGAUCAGUGGCUGCAUUAGAUUGUCAUAGGAGCAUGAACCCUAUUGUGAACUGCGGAUGCGUGGGAUUUAGGUUGUGGCUUCUUAUCAGAAUCUAAUACCUUAUGAUCUGCGGUGUUCUAGAACAGCUUCAUCCCGAAACCAUCAACCCUCCCCAUCCCCAUCCAUGGAAAAACUGUCUUCCACAAAACAGGUCCCUGGUGCCAAAAAUCUUGGGGACUGCUGCUUUAGAAAGUUUAAUUCAUAUCCACCCUUCCCACUUAAAUUUUAAUGAAUUUAACCAUCACCCCUUUUAUGAAUGCAGAAAGUUAGUCUCUUGUCCUCUUAUUAUUGAUUUGUGAAAUAAAGUGCCAGUUUUCUUCCAGUUUUAUUCCUUUAAUUAGAAUAAUUACAGAAUAUUCUAAUUAAAGGAGUGCUUAUUUAGUCUACCACUAUACUUAAAAGGUACUUAUUUAGUCUACCACCUUAUUUAAAGGAUGAAGGAAAAGGCCCAAAUUUGUUUAGGGUCACAACCUGUUAGUGGGCAGGUUUAGACCUUACGUCUAAGAUAGAUGUAAGAUAGACGAUAAGCUCAAGGUAUUUUCUAACCAUUUAGAGUGUGUUGCAGAGAAUAGAGAUAGGUUAGGAAGAUAACAAUAUAACCAACUAUUUGCUCUUCAUGUUUAGUUUGAGAUAACGGAAAUCAUUCUCUUGGACAUACUUUCUUAUCUUUAUCUCUCAUUUCAAACUAGUUAACAACCCGUUGGCCACCAGGAUCUAAGGUGACAAUGGUAGGAAAUGAGUUCAUGACCUGGCUUAAAUUUUUAAUUACUGUCAAAAAUACCAGCAAUACACAUACUAAAAACAAAAACAAAAGCAAAAAAGCCAUUAAUUUAUUUUACCCACUUCAAUUCCAUCCAUCAUCUACUUUGUAGGCCCCAUUAUUUAAAAUGAAAUACUUAAGCACGUGAAUCUUCAGAGGAUGGGUAAUUUCAUGUUCCAACGGAACAAUAAAAAACUCAUAAUCGGCCAGGCACGGUGGCUCACACCUGUAAUCCCAGCACUUUGGGAGGCCAAGGCGGGCGGAUCACGAGGUCAAGAUCUUGAUCGAGACCAUCCUGGCCAACAUGGUGAAACCCCGUCUCUACUAAUAAUACAAAAAUUAACUGGGUGUCGUGGCACGCGCCUGUAGUUCCAGCUACUCGGGAGGCUGAAGCAGGAGAAUCGCUUGAACCUGGGAGGCAGAAGUUGCAAGUGAGCCGAGAUCGCGCCACUGCACUGGAGCCUGGCGACAGAGCGAGACUCCGGAUCAAAAAAAACCAAAACCAAAACCAAAAAAAAACCUAUCAAAGUGACUUUGAAAUUUGUGUAUAAACACUGAUAUACAUUUUUUAAUACUUUGCUUUUCACUUUUAUGCCUCCAGGUUACUACAGCUAAGAAGAGAAAAUAUAUACGUAUGAGUGUGUGUACACACACACACACGCAUAUAACUUUUUAAAAUUCAGAAGUUGAAAGGUCCAGAACGAUAGUAAGAAACUAACGUAGAAUAGCCACAGGUGAUUAAUAACACGUUUCAUGAAAGGCACAUGGAAAUAAAUGGCAACAAAAGCUACUUUCAUGGUAAUCUCACAUCCCACGAAUACUGAAAUGAAAAUCGCCGCGGCAAUGGACUGUGGUUCAGGUGGAACACGUUCUCGUUCGCUAAGGAGAUUGAUGCUUUUCAUCUAAAAGCAGCGCUCAUGGCGAAGAGGCUUAAGGCCACAAAACCGUGGGACAGCAGGAGGAAGAGAAGCCAGGUAUCUCCACUCCAGCUGCCCUGCCUCAGACUCCUAAGUUUCGCACGUGAGGAUCGUCUUGCAGGCACUGACUGGAGAUGGAAUCCUAAAGCACAGGUGAAGCGGAAAUCCUCCUUCAGGGAAAGCCGACUGAGGAAGCCAGCGGCUAGCACGAGGCAGGACAGGAUACCUCCCUCUUCGCCCACGGCGGCCUCUCUGUCAUAGUAGCCGCCGUUCUGCCACUCAUGCAGCUUUCUAAGACACCUCUCGGUUCCCCAGCGCUUUCAGUGGGGCGGCCGGCCGCUCCGGAGGGCUGCAAGAGGAGGCCCGGCGUGCUGAGCCAGCCUCGCUCCCCCCGCGGUCCCCUCUUAGAAAGCCGGCCCGCCGGCGAGAGCCAGCCUAAGGCGCGGACAACCAACGAGGUGUCAGGCUCGGCAGGGGAUUGCUUCUGUCUGGGGCCCGGCCGAGGUUGCGUUCGUGCCUCGCGCGCACACGCUCCGCGUUCACUCAGCCAAUCCGGUGCUACUCGCGCGCCCAGGAGCGAUCCGCGGUCCUACUCAGGCUGGGCCGGCUCCUUCCCGCUCCCAAUACUCAGCACCCGAGCUCUCACUCCUCCCCUCACUCUCCACGAGUUCCACGCCUAGGGGUGUAGCUCCGCCCUUGUCCCCGAGUCCGCCCCCGCAACCUCCAGAGCGUGUGCUAUCCUUUCCUCUCAGUCCUGCCAUCUAGCUGCCUUGGGUCUCGCGCUCUGCAGAGCGUUCCGACUCUCUCCUGCCUCGUUCUGCCGCCUCCGCGCGCUCUCCCCGUGCGGCCACCGCGCCCCCCAAGCUUGCCUCCUUCUUGCCGGACUUGGGGCCGCGCGCCCUGACUCCUCCCCCUCCCGCGGACCCGCGCACUCCCGGCGCGGCCUCUCCCCUACGCAGGCCACCGAGCACUCUGCGGCCUCCCCCUCCUUCCCCGCUCUCCUCGCGCUUCUCUGGCUCCCUAGCUGUCGCGCUCUCCUCGGCGAGCGCGCUCCCGGCCCGCGCGCUCCGGGCUCCGGUUUCUCCCGGCUCCUGUCAGUGCGGUGACUGCGCUGGGAAACAUGGCGACCGAGGGAAUGAUCCUUACUAACCACGACCAUCAAAUCCGUGUCGGAGUCCUUACAGUGAGUGAUAGUUGCUUCAGGAAUCUUGCAGAAGACCGCAGUGGGAUAAAUCUCAAAGAUCUCGUACAAGAUCCUUCUUUGUUGGGUGGGACUAUAUCAGCAUACAAGAUAGUACCAGACGAAAUAGAAGAAAUCAAGGAAACCCUGAUAGAUUGGUGUGAUGAAAAGGAACUUAAUUUGAUAUUAACAACUGGAGGAACAGGAUUUGCACCACGAGAUGUCACUCCAGAGAAAUUCCCAACAUUCCCAUUUUGUGGGCUCCAGAAAGGGGCCACAAAAGAAGUAAUAGAACGGGAAGCACCAGGGAUGGCCCUGGCAAUGCUGAUGGGAUCACUUAAUGUUACACCUCUGGGCAUGCUCUCUAGGCCUGUAUGUGGAAUCAGAGGGAAAACGCUCAUAAUUAACCUGCCAGGUAGCAAGAAAGGAUCUCAGGAAUGCUUUCAAUUCAUACUGCCAGCUCUACCUCAUGCCAUUGACCUUUUACGUGAUGCCAUUGUAAAAGUAAAGGAGGUGCAUGAUGAACUUGAAGAUUUGCCUUCCCCACCACCCCCUCUUUCCCCUCCUCCUACUACCAGCCCCCAUAAGCAGACAGAAGACAAAGGGGUUCAAUGUGAGGAAGAGGAAGAAGAGAAGAAAGACAGUGGUGUUGCUUCAACAGAAGAUAGUUCCUCAUCACAUAUAACUGCAGCAGCCAUUGCUGCCAAGAAGCAUCCAUUCUACACCAGUCCUGCUGUUGUCAUGGCACACGGUGAACAGCCCAUCCCUGGUCUCAUCAAUUAUUCCCAUCAUUCAACAGAUGAACGGAUUCCAGACUCCAUCAUUUCUCGUGGUGUUCAGGUGCUCCCACGAGACACAGCCUCCCUCAGCACUACUCCUUCAGAAUCACCUCGUGCGCAGGCUACAUCUCGCCUCUCUACAGCUUCCUGCCCAACACCAAAACAAAUUAGACGGCCGGAUGAAAGCAAAGGAGUUGCUAGUAGAGUUGGAUCCCUCAAACUCCAUCGAAAGCUGGAGGAGCUCAGAGAUCACCUAGAAGGCAAUGUGAAAGGAUACUCUCUCAGAGUAAAUGUCCAGUCCAGGUGCAGCAGCAAGGAGAACAUUCUCAGAGCCAGUCACAGUGCUGUCGAUAUCACCAAGGUGGCUAGAAGACAUCGCAUGUCUCCUUUUCCUCUGACAUCUAUGGACAAAGCCUUUAUCACAGUCCUGGAGAUGACUCCGGUGCUUGGGACAGAAAUCAUCAAUUACCGAGAUGGAAUGGGGCGAGUCCUUGCUCAAGAUGUAUAUGCAAAAGACAAUUUACCCCCCUUCCCAGCAUCAGUAAAAGAUGGCUAUGCUGUCCGAGCUGCUGAUGGCCCAGGAGAUCGUUUCAUCAUUGGGGAAUCCCAAGCUGGUGAACAGCCAACUCAGACAGUAAUGCCAGGACAAGUCAUGCGGGUUACAACAGGUGCUCCAAUACCCUGCGGUGCUGAUGCAGUAGUACAAGUGGAAGAUACCGAACUUAUCAGGGAAUCAGAUGAUGGCACUGAAGAACUUGAAGUGCGAAUUCUGGUGCAAGCUCGGCCAGGCCAAGAUAUCAGACCCAUCGGCCAUGACAUUAAAAGAGGGGAAUGUGUUUUGGCCAAAGGAACCCACAUGGGCCCCUCAGAGAUUGGUCUUCUGGCAACUGUAGGUGUCACAGAGGUUGAAGUUAAUAAGUUUCCAGUGGUUGCAGUCAUGUCAACAGGGAAUGAGCUGCUAAAUCCUGAAGAUGACCUCUUACCAGGGAAGAUUCGAGACAGCAAUCGUUCAACUCUUCUAGCAACAAUUCAGGAACAUGGUUACCCCACAAUCAACUUGGGUAUUGUAGGAGACAACCCAGAUGACUUACUCAAUGCCUUGAAUGAGGGUAUCAGUCGUGCUGAUGUCAUCAUCACAUCAGGGGGUGUAUCCAUGGGGGAAAAGGACUAUCUCAAGCAGGUGCUGGACAUUGAUCUUCAUGCUCAGAUCCAUUUUGGCAGGGUUUUUAUGAAACCAGGGUUGCCAACAACAUUUGCAACUUUGGAUAUUGAUGGUGUAAGAAAAAUAAUCUUUGCACUACCUGGGAAUCCUGUAUCGGCUGUGGUCACCUGCAAUCUCUUUGUUGUGCCUGCACUGAGGAAAAUGCAGGGCAUCUUGGAUCCUCGGCCAACCAUCAUCAAAGCAAGGUUAUCAUGUGAUGUAAAACUUGAUCCUCGUCCAGAAUACCAUCGGUGUAUACUAACUUGGCAUCACCAAGAACCACUACCUUGGGCACAGAGUACAGGUAAUCAAAUGAGCAGCCGUCUGAUGAGCAUGCGCAGUGCCAAUGGAUUGUUGAUGCUACCUCCAAAGACAGAACAGUACGUGGAGCUCCACAAAGGCGAGGUGGUGGAUGUCAUGGUCAUUGGACGGCUAUGAUGGUCACCAGCAGGAGAAAGCUUUGAUGCAUGUCCACAUAUCAUUGACUGUAUCCUGUAAUAUGCAACGGCACAGCUAGUUUUCCCGAUUUGGAUAAAAGUUGAUCUGUAUAGUCAACAUCUUGAACUAUAUUUCAAAUGAAUUUAAAUAUCUUUUAAAGAAAAAAACACCUAAAAAUAAAUCUUAACAGAAAAUUCUAUUCUGAUUAUAUCAAGGCAAAUUUUUCCUUUCUUGCAAAUUGCUUUGUGUGUUCAAUGCUAGGUCUGAUAGCGAUAGCUUUUAGUAGACAGCGGUAGGUGCCUGCAGAACUUGUGUUUUUCUCAUCUUUAAAAUACAACUACUUAUGCUCUUAAAUCAAGGCUGUCUGCUUAUUUAUACUAGCGUAGGCAACACUUGGAUUUCCCUUCUUAGUAUGCUUCAUAACUGCUUUACAGAGAGCUUUUGCUUGUUCUUUCUCAUGUAUCUCGUGUUUAUGUGCACAGUGCCAAAAGAAGACUGACUGGGUGGAGGCUCUGCCUUGCCUCAAGAACCAUCCCCUGCAGAGCAUCCAGGGAGGUUUCUCGCCCCAAUAGCCUCACGGCACAGUACUCUUGGGCAGUAACUGGACACCUUUUAUUUGAACAAACAAACUGAAGAAAAAAUGCUUCCUUCAGUGCUGACAGCCUUUUUAACCAAUACAUUUAAAAUUGUACAGAACAAAAAAAUAAAAUCAAAGACUGAUCUUGUACAGAUAUUAGUGUUACCAGCAUUCAUGUGGAAAUCAAGAGCAAAGACAAAAUAAUGUUAAACAAUUCUGUACCAUAACAUUUUCUGUAAUGAUACUGAAACUUAAUGAAUAAAAAAAUUCCUUGAUCAUUAUUUAAAAA
Messenger RNA from Gorilla gorilla gorilla (western lowland gorilla), 6531 nucleotides. It is a transcript of the gene GPHN, whose product is annotated as gephyrin. Gene Ontology annotation, molecular function: molybdopterin molybdotransferase activity. The record is from RefSeq and is a predicted model, not a curated record. Gene Ontology annotation, biological process: postsynaptic neurotransmitter receptor diffusion trapping; establishment of synaptic specificity at neuromuscular junction; gamma-aminobutyric acid receptor clustering. The transcript is spliced from 26 exons. Gene Ontology annotation, cellular component: postsynaptic membrane; dendrite; cytoplasm. The coding region runs from base 3188 to 5665 and encodes 825 amino acids. Lineage: Eukaryota; Metazoa; Chordata; Mammalia; Primates; Hominidae.